Messenger RNA from Salvia splendens (bonfire salvia), 1138 nucleotides. Its product is annotated as tRNA-splicing endonuclease subunit Sen2-2. Gene Ontology annotation, molecular function: tRNA-intron lyase activity; nucleic acid binding. The transcript is spliced from 4 exons. The record is from RefSeq and is a predicted model, not a curated record. Gene Ontology annotation, biological process: tRNA-type intron splice site recognition and cleavage; tRNA splicing, via endonucleolytic cleavage and ligation. Gene Ontology annotation, cellular component: cytoplasm; tRNA-intron endonuclease complex. NCBI's taxonomy places the organism in Eukaryota, Viridiplantae, Streptophyta, Magnoliopsida, Lamiales, Lamiaceae. The coding region runs from base 260 to 970 and encodes 236 amino acids.
AAAACAACGAAACCGACCUCCCUCUAAUUUCCACCCCAAAUCCGUCGUGAUAUCAGCAAUACCUACCGCUAUCUCACUUGAAUUCCAUUCGACGUGAUAGCAGUUAACUCUGGGUGACGAUUUGAGUUUGGAGAAUACGAUCAACGAUAGUCGAUAGUAAUUCAGAAUUUAUUUUCCUUUUUCUGUAUGUAUCUUGCAGAUGUAAUUUUAGUGAAGUGGCGUUGAUCCGCUGUUGCAUAUCUCAAAAUUUGGCGAGAAAAUGGCCCCGAGAUGGAAAGGGGAAACAGCUGAAGCAAAAGAGCCAAUGUCUGUUAUAGUCUCAAAGCUUCAAACCUCUCUGAUCGAAUCUAAUGCUCAAGGACUGCUUUCAGGGUGUGCGGUGCUUCUGGAAGCUCUCCCAGAACAAACUGAACUACUAUACCGUGCUUGUAUUGGUCGUCCUCUUAUAACCGCAGAGAAGGAUAAGAAGCAGUGGCACCAACUAAGUUUCGAAGAAGCUCUGUACUUAUGCUGUGUCUUGAAAUGCAUCAAGAUUGCUGGUGAAAAUAAGUGUGCGAAAAGCAACGAUGAGCUGUGGCAUUACAUGAUGGUCAAGAGAGUCGGUUUCCCUGUUAUGUUUAAAGCGUAUUCUCAUCUUCGCCGGAAGAACUGGGUGGUGAGAGCAGGGUCUCAAUACGGUGUCGACUAUGUUGCCUACCGUUACCAUCCGGCCUUUGUGCACUCUGAAUACGCAGUCCUUGCCUUGCCUGAUGAUGAGGAUGGUGGUAGUGAAAAUUCCCGGUUGAAGGUGUGGUCCGAUUUUCACUGCACACUUCGACUUUGUGGCAGUGUUGCAAAAACCUUGUUGGUUCUUCACAUCAGCAGAAACGGUGAAGACGAUGUUGUCUCUCUUUCGAGUUUGGAGCAUUAUUCUGUGGAGGAGAGGGUUGUGACAAGGUGGAAUCCUGAGGUAAGUCGUGACGCUAAAUGAUGAGUAUGAUGUAAAUUAUCCAUUUCAAGCAUAUUGUAUAUAGAUAAAUUGUGCGACGAUGUGAUUGUUUACAUUAGCCCUCCAGCUCUUCCAAUUACGGUUAGACAUUUUUCGAAACGAAGGUUUUGUUCUUUUAAAGAAAUAAAGGAGUCUCAUUUCUUGGUGGCA